This is a messenger RNA of Coregonus sp. 'balchen', 15507 nucleotides long. The record is from the annotation of a GenBank genome assembly. NCBI's taxonomy places the organism in Eukaryota, Metazoa, Chordata, Actinopteri, Salmoniformes, Salmonidae.
UCUCUCUCUCAGAGCUUGUCCAGAAUGGCCGUCUUCUGUCCCUGCCCCUGGCGGCGGGGGACAUGCACUCUCUGCUGCCAGACGAAGAUGGCCGCCGGCUCUACGUGGCCAUGAAGGACAACCUGCUGUCCACCAGCCUGGACGACAUCUCACAGAACCCCCACAAGGUCAGACUGCCCGGCUCUCUAUAGGCUUCUCACGCAUAGGGGCUUUUCACACUACUGAGCCCAAUCGAGCCCAACUAAACCAAGCUGCACUGAGCUGUCCUGGUGACACGUCCACCAUAGUUGUUGGAACUUUGUUGAAAAAGGCGAUGUGAAAAUCGAUUAUCCAAACCACAGUUUGGCUCUGGUCUGCAUGAUAGUGUGAAAAGGGUAAUAGAUUCAAUACAAUAACAUUAACACAUUCAUUCAUACAGCUACACUCAGUAAGGAAAACUGAAAGGAAAACUGUAACUCAGAAAACCUUGUGAGAGAAAGAAGGGGGUGGAUGAAUGUCACAGUCACUGUGUGUUGUCCAGUGUGCAUGGCUAAUGUAAUGUAGGGGAUAAUUAAGCUCAAUUUGAUGGUAAUGAGAAUACAGAGGAGGAAGCCAUCUCCAGCUGUCCAGCAUCCCUUCCUCUUUCCAUUAAGCCCCCUGUGUCUCUCAACCACUCUCUUUCAGACAAACACUCAUUCUAAUAAACAAAGAUCCACACACACUCUGUCCACCUCUCUACUGUGUGUACCCAUGGCCACUACCAGUCAUAUCCUCAUUUCUCUCCUUUUCCACUUCCUCUCUCUCAGACUCUCAUUCUAAUACACAUAGACACACAUUUAUACAGGAACUCUCUCAUACAAUCUCUCCCAGACAGAAGUAGCACGUAGUGUAUAAGUGAGGGUUUCAUUCACCCCUGUUCCCAUUUCUGCCUGGCAGGAGAUUGGGUGGAGCCAUGAGCCCUCUAAUAAAGCUAUCCUCUGAUCAACCAACCCCUGAGGCAUUCCUACUGCAUGAGUCCCUCACCACCAGCCCACAUCACUCAAACUGACUGAAGAGCUGUGUGUGUGUGUGUGUGUGUGAUCACUCUCUCCACCAUUCCAUUUAUCCAUGCCCACUACCAGUCAUAUCCUCCUUCUCUUUUAUUAGAUGUUUUCUCUCCCUACCACAUUCAAACCCCCCAGUUCCUUUUCGGUAGAUUACUAAUUGAAUUGCAUGUUGCACAGGGAUUAGUGUAGUGUCUAUGCAUUUCCAUAUCUUUGUCCAUGUGACAGAGCAUAUACAUUUUUUUCAGCUGCCAAUGUAUAAAACUCCCAUCCAAGAAAUGUUAUUUGUCACAGAUGGUUGAUUUAUAUAAGGUUGUUUUUCACAGUGAGAACUAUGGGGGUCUCUCAUUCUACUCCUCCCUCUGGUAUUCAGUGAUAAUGAAAACAUCUUUAUCUUAUCACAUGAUCUCUGCUACGGUCCCUAAAUGACUAACUCAGUGAACAUGCUAUGGAGGUUAGUCAUCUAUGGUGGCAUGAUACCGGCUAAUCAUGGUGGCAUGACAACUAUACUGGCUCUUCCUCUUUCAGCUCUACUGGCCAGCAAGUCCAGACCGUGUCCAAGAGUGUUUGAUGGCUGGAAAGGACCGGGAGGUGAGUGGUUAUGGUGUAAACACACAACACACACACACACACACACACACACACACACACACACACACACACACACACACACACACACACACACACACACACACACACACACACACACACACACACACACACACACACACACACACACACACACACACACACACACACUCACAAAAUCACACACACACUCACACACUCAAACACACACUCACACACGCACACACUCACACACACACACUGUGCUAACUUCUAGUCUCCCCUACAGUUGGAGUGUGCUAACUUCCUGCGGGUACUGCAGCCCUACAACCAGACCCACCUGUAUGUGUGUGGAACGGGAGCCUUCAACCCUCGCUGUGCCUUCAUCCCCACCAACACCUUCCUCAAGGUAAAAUCACACACACGCACACGGAAACACACAUGGACACGCACUCCCACAGACACACACACAAACACACACACACACUCCGUCCUUACCCACUCCAACCCCUCGAUUGGUUGAAUUAGGUGUUUUAAUGAUUUUAGCCCAACAUGUGCACACCCAGAGUGGUUUGAGAACCACGCUCUACUGAUGCCUAUCUCAAGCUUUCCCUCUCUAUCUGUCCUAUAGCAAUAAAUCCUAUAUCUGUGUGUAUAUCUAUCUGACUAUAGGUCUAGCUGUCUACCCCUAUAGCUGCGCUAUCUGUAGGUAUACCUAUGUGUACUGUACUGUGUACCGCUAUACCCUGAUACCAGCCUAUCCUAUCUGUCUCUGUGUGUUUACCACGUGUCUAAACAAUUCUUAGCUAAACUCCCUCCCUCCCUCCCUUCCUCCCUCCCUCCCUCCCUCCCUCCCUCCCUCCCUCCCUCCCUCCCUCCCUCCCUCUCUCUUCCUCUUUCUCGCUUUCUUCUUUCACCUUCUCACACACUAUUCUUUUCACCCCACUCUGGUCCCCAGUGUGCUGGUGUCUGUGUUUCUGAGAGAAGGUACUAAACCCAUGAAAGGGUUUACCUCCCUCACAUUGCAUUUUACAAAAUGUUCACCCAAAUAUUUACAGCGAUUACUACCUCAUUAAUCUAUACAAGUCUGGGAAAGUUUCAGAGCUGUACUGUACAUUAGUUAUGUGGCAGUGUGUGUGUGUGCAUGCGUGUGCACACUGUGUAUAAUGUGUUUAUUCAAUUCUGUUUAUUUGGCAGUCAGAGCGACAAACUCUGUCAUUUGGAGAGACUGAAUGUGGGAAGGGAAAGUGUCCAUACGAUCCACACCAGAAAACUGCCACAGCCGUUAUUGGUAAGACCACGACAGUAUGUCUGUGAGUAAGUGUCUUGUGUGUGAGUAAGUGCACAAUAAUACAAGGACCUGUUUGCUGUCCUUAAAGGUGAAUGUUGAUGUAUAAUGUGUGUUUAUAUGUGCUGUUCUAUAGGGUAGGCCCAUAUAGUAUGGUGGAUAAUGUGUUUGUCUGCUUUCGUGUACAGAUGGCGAGCUGUAUGCUGGGAUCUCAUCCGACUUCAUGAGUCGAGACUCGGCCUUCUUCCGCAGCCUGGGCAGUCGUCAUGUGAUCCGCACCGAGCAGUACGACUCCACCUGGCUGCAGGGUAAGGAACUUAAUCUCAGCGUUUGUAGCGGGUGAUUUGGACGGAGUCAGACGCAGGAGGGUAAAUCACAGAAUAAAUGGUUUAUUCGGUAAGACAGUGGUACUCAGCAAUGCGUAAAACACUCCAGUGCGGUAAAUACGGCGCACUGGAGAAAACAAGGCACACGGGUGAAAAUCCCGGCGAUAAAAGAUACAAUACAGCUCCACCGAGCUAUAGUGACCUCCACAAUAAACAAUCACACACAAAGACAAGGGGGGGCAGAGUGAAUACUUAUACAGGUACUAAUGAGGGGAUAUGAACCAGGUGUGUGUAAUAAACAAGACAAAACAAAUGGAAUGAUGAAAUGAGGAGCGGCAGUGUCUAGAAGGCCGGUGACGACGAACGCUGAAGCCUGCCCGAAGGAGAGGAGGCAGCUUCAGAGGAAGUCGUGACAGCAUUCUAGGAUUCUGUAGGAACCUCUCCAUAGGCUUGAUCAAACAAUAAAAACUGAAUCAUUUCUGUUCAUUCUCUCUUUCACUCUUACUUAUCACAAUGUUUCCUCUCAUUCUCUGGCAUUUGUUUUCUUUCUCUUUCACUCUCUCUCUUUCUAUUGUUCUCUCUCAUUUGUAAACUCUCCCUGCUCUCUCUUUCUCUCUCUCUCCCUCUUUCCUUCUGUCUAAAUUGCAAACUCUCUCUCUCUCCCUCUCUCUCUCUGUCAGAUGCCCAGUUUGUUAAGGUGGCCUCGAUGGCGGAGACUGAUAACCCAGAGGAUGACAAGGUGUACGUGUUCUUCACUGAGCGGGCUCAGGAGGCAGAGGGGGCAGCUGGGAAGGUGCUGUACUCCCGAGUGGCGCGUGUCUGCAAGGUAAGAUCUCUACGUGCCUGUGUGUGUCUACUGGUACUGACGUGUGUUGGCAUUACACGGGCAUAUGCACUUGUAGACUUGUGUGUUUAUAGAUGUGCCUGUCUGUGUGUUUCUUUAUCUUUUUUCUAUCAUAGUUGCUGUCUAUGUCGAUCAUGACAUCUGUUCUAAUCUGUACAGAAUGACAUUGGUGGCCAGCGGAGUCUGGUGAACAAGUGGAGCACCUUCCAGAAGGCACGUAUAGUCUGCUCCGUCCCUGGAUCCGACGGGAUACAGACUCACUUUGACCAACUACGUGAGUAUCAACUACAGUAUGGUCCUCUGUAGCUCAGCUGGUAGAACACGGCGCUUGUAACGCCAAGGUAGUGGGUUCGAUCCCCGGAGCCACCCAUACACAAAAAAUGUAUGCAUGCAUGACUGUAAGUCGCUUUGGAUAAAAGCGUCUGCUAAAUGGCAUAUUAACUAUCAACUUUACCUCACUCUCACUGACCAGUGACCACACACAUGACCAUAAGUUCACCGUCCAUAACCAUGAAUACACAAAGUGAAGCAUACAGACAAUCAUCCUAAAGUACAACAGACAUACCAUAUGUCUUCAAUAGUAUUCAAUCUCAAUAAGACAGCAGUGGGGGGGGGAGUGAAUGUUGUACAGACUAUAUAGGCGCCGAAGCAGCUAUGGUAGUGAAGAUUCUAUGCUUGGUCAACAGAAGGCCCAGUGUUUGAUCAUGCAGCCAGUAUAACUCCACUCCACCCCACCCUGGCUUGUGGUAUUCCACUCUGUUACCACAGUGACCAGCAGCCCUGUCCCUUUACCCUGCUCUGCCUCUGUAGUACUUCAGCCCUGGUCGCCCAGGCAACAGCUCUGAAGUAUCUUAGUGUCUAUUAGAGAGGAUUCAAGAGUCUGGCACUGUCCUUCUGCUGUUUCAUCUUCUGUUUUUCAAUCACAGGGUGAUUAGUGUGUGUGUGUGCGCAUGUGUGUGUUAUGUUUAAGUACACUAUCAGUCAAAAGUUUGGACACACCUACUCAUUCAAGGGUUUUUCUUUAUUUGUACUAUUUUUUACAUUGUAGAAUAAUAGUGAAGACAUCAAAAAUAUGAAAUAACACAUAUGGAAUCAUGUAGUAACCAAAAAAGUGUUAAACAAAUCAAAACAUAUUUUAUAUUUGAGAUUCUUCAAAUAGCCAUCCUUUACCUUGACGACAGCUUUGCACACUCUUGGCAUUCUCUCAACCAGCUUCAUGAGGUAGUCACCUAGAAUGCAUUUCAGUUAACAGGUGUGCCUUGUUAAAAGUUAAUUUGUGGAAUGUAUUUCCUUCUUAAUGCGUUUGAGCCAAUCAGUUGUGUUGUGACAAGGUAUACAGAAGAUAGCCCUAUUUGGUAAAAGACCAAGUCCAUAUUAUGGCAAGAACAGCUCAAAUAAGCAAAGAGAAAUGACAGUCCAUCAUUACUUUAAGACAUGAAGGUCAGUCAAUAAAGAAAAACCCUUGAAUGAGUAGGUCUGUCCAAACUUUUGACUGGAAGUGUAUGCACUCUGUCAUCGCUGGUUAUAUAGGCCAUGGUGUAUCAGUAAGUGAUGUGAUCAGUAGCUGGCCUCACUGAGAGCGAGACAGAGAGACAGGACCAGUCCCUUAUCACAUCUAUCUUUGUGAAGACAACCAGACAGUAGAAUAAACAACCUGAGCCCUACUUCACCCCCCUCCUUCCUUCUCUCUGGGGUUAUACUGAGGCAAAGUCAACUACACACAUUAUGACACACAUAUGCACACGCAGACACACGCACGCCCACACACACACACACACACACACACACACACACACACACACACACACACACACACACACACACACACACACACACACACACACACACACACACACACAAUGACACACAUCCCUUUCUGUCCAACCCAACAUGUCUCACCCAGGACAGUGAGUAGUAGGAUGAACAUAAACAUCCCCACACAACAACCUGCCCCGGGACACGUUGCAGCUGAAAAGAUCAUCAAAGAUCAUCAGCCCAAGAAUGCCGCCGGUGUUUUGUUUACGCCAUGCUCCGUCGGCCAGAAACACUACGAAUCCCAUGAGCGCCUGGUGUGUGUCCGGGUCCCUCAUGGUGGAGGAGUGGACACAGUCUGAGUCAGGUUGUUAUCUAUGCCGGAACUUCAACAGGAAUAUUUGAGCUGAACUUGUGUGAGCUUUAACAAGAGCCACUAUCCUGGCAGGUCAUCUCUGUUUGUACAGGUGAAAGGGAUCGUUUACAGUGUGGAGUACUCAACCAUCAACACUUACUAAAUACAUUAGUUUCUAAUCCUACAGUCAGAAUAAAGUGGUUCCAACUGUAGUCUUGGAUUGAAAGCUUAUGAGAGACAUGGUUAGCAAAACUCUUAGAGUAUCAGAGUUUAGUAGAAAUUGUAUGGAUAUAAAUAUAGCCCACUGGGCACAGACAUCAAUUCAACGUCUAUUCCACGUUGGUUCAACGUCAUUUCAUUGAAAUGACGUGGAAACAAUGUUGAUUCAACCAAUGUGUGCCCAGUAAGAGAAACAUGUAAACAUUUGAAGGGUGUAAUUGGUCAGAAUCCCAUAAACAGAAUUCACUGCUAUGUUGUUGUGUUGUUAUUCAGGACAGUCAUACCAUGGGUUUGGACCAGGAGACACUAACUGUUAGACCACAUAGUUGAGGUUUGAACACUUCGGUCCUGAAGCAGAGGACAACGAGGUCUAGAUUUCAGUGAUUUAGAGGAAGUUCCUAUGUGUGUGUGUGUGUGGCCAGGUAUGCAAGACAUAACCCACAUCCUAGUCCCUAGAUAGCCCAACUCUGAUGCGGGAAAAGGAGUGAGAAGGAGGAGUGAAGAGGAGGGGUGAGGAGUUGAGGAGAAGGGGUCGUUUUUUGGGAUAAGGCUGGGGCGGAUAGGGGCUGGAGCCUGAGGGGUGUGGGCCAGACAAGGAUAUCUACCCUCCAGGGGAACAGAUCCCUUUGUUUAGAGGAACUGACACAAGUAGGGUCCUCAGGAGAGAAAAUUAGAGACACAGAGAGAAAGGGAGAGAGGGAGAGAGGGAGAAGGAGAGAGAGAGAGAACGAAAGAGAGAGAGAGAAUGAGAGAGAGAGAAUGAGAGAGAGAGAGGGAGGGAGGGAGGGAGGGAGAGAGAGAGAGAGAGAGAGAGAGAGAGAGAGAGAGAGAGAGAGAGAGAGAGAGAGAGAGAGAGAGAGAGAGAGAGAGAGAGAGAGAGAGAGAGAGACAGAAACAGAGACAGAGAGACAGCCAGCAGUGCCUCCGCAGCAUGGUGUACCCAAACUCCUCUGCUGUGUGUUGUGCCCUGGGCUAUGCGGCGGCGUGUGUGUGUGUGUGCAGUGGUGUGUGUGUGUGUGUGUGGGAGGUAAGAUUAGAUUCCCACCAGACUGAUCCCAUCAAGGCCACCUGAAGCAGCAGGAACGAGAGGAAUGUGAGAAUACUUAUACGCUUCACUAUGUCCCACACCACAACUACAAGCCCACCAUACAUACUGUCUGUAUGCUAGCGUGUGUGUCUGUUAGUCCGUUUGUGUGUUUGUGCAUGCAUUCUUGUGUACGUGUGUGCAUGUUUGUGUGUCGCAUCCAGUAUGUCUGUGUGUACUGUGGGUUCAUGUAACUGUGUAUACAUAGACUUCGCGUGCAUACAUAUCAAUUUCUUGUUUGUGUACAUGUACAUGUGUCAUAUAUUUGGUCAGUGGUUGAUCUGUGUCAUGGGGAGGGGAGGGAUGGUGGACAGUGUGGGGCCAUAGAAGACAGAGAGGCAGAGAGGCCUAGCUAAAUGGCAGGGGAGGGCUGCUAUAGGAGGAUUGGUCAUGGAGGAUCAGCUCGUCUCCAGCUCUCACACUGAGAUGGCAUAUUACUGCCUGGGAUUCAUUAGGUUGGCCCACUCAGCCGUACCACCACACCAAACAGCAUUAGUCACGCACACACAAAUAGGAACACACUUGUACACACUCACACACACACAUAGGAACACACUUGUACACUUGCUCGCUCACAUGCAAGCACACAAGCAUGCUCGCAUGCUCACACAUACAUACGCACACACUUACCUUCUGAAGGUAGUCCAUCAUAUCCAAUGAUGACUUCCACUACUGCUUGUGGGUUCGCUGACGACUGUAUAAUCUGAUGCGGGAUGCACACUGUCUGCCGUUGAGGCCGGUCACUUCACCAGGCUACGUUCAGUCCUUUUUUCCUCGGCCAACUGCAAUCCUUGAUGGCAGAGGCCGGUCCACAUCAACAGUCUGGAGGGAGGCAGGGUUUAUCCCACACUUCUUUAGUGAUAUCUUCAGUUGGUCCUUUAGUCGCUUUUUCUGGCCACCUGAAGAGCGACGGCCCAGUUGUGGCUGUCCGUACAGUAUAUUUCGUGGCAGGCAAUCCUCUGGCAUCCGGAUAGCAUCGCGAGCCAUCUAAGCUAGUGGUGUGGGAUGGACUCCUCAGUGCUCCUGCAGUUGGUUCUCUGUAGGAUCUCUGAGUGCGGAACACAAUCCUGCCAGGUCACUUUCAAAAUGCGCACCCCACCUCUGGACACUCUUAGUUGAUGAGAGUAGACCCAUCUGCUCUUCGGAGGGGACAGAGAAAGCAACUUCUUGGGCUGUGGGUGGUUUUCAGGGCAUCAUAAAAGUUGUGUAUGUCAUAUCUGUCCACACAAGAUUGGAUUUCUUGUGCUUUGGCGAUCCACCACUCAUUUUGUAGAUGUCGUAGAGCACUCUGUGCCUCCCUCCACUGCACUUGCCAUUGCUUUUUGAGGGCUUCAGAAGUGGGGUUGUUGAGUGUGGCUUUAUGUACCUUGUGUACGCUGUGGAAGGUACGUGGAGUUUUCGUCAAACCAGUUCUGAUGUUUCUUGCUGCUGUAGCUGAUGGAGUGGGCUGGUGAUAGAGGGAUGUGCUUAAGGAAGACCAUUUGUCAUCAAUUGGACCUUCCUCAAUCAGGAGGAGUUGUUCUGCUAGAGAGCGACGUAGGUUGUUACGUGCUUCUGUUUCCUGAAGUCGAGCACAGUUUUAUUACUUUUUUGGUGGACUUCUUGAGGCGGAUUCUGAGCUUGGUUAAGAUCAUCUGAUGAUCUGUCCAGCACACCGCUCCUCCCAUGGCUCGCGUAAUGAGAACACACACAGAGAAUACUCCUCACAUUACAUUUACAUUUUAGUCAUUUAGCAGACGCUCUUAUCCAGACUUACAGUUAGUGAGUGCAUACAUUUUCAUACUGGCCCCCCGUGGGAAACGAACCCACAACCCUGGCGUUGCAAGCGCCAUGCUCUACCAACUGAGCUACAGGGGACUUAUGCAUACAACCCUAACACAAACUCAACCCUGUCAUGUCACAUAUUUAAUGCAAAUCAGCCCUAUAAUCAGUUUGACCCAAGUCUCUUACCUAAUGCAACAUGUAUCCCUUCUCUUCUCCUUCCAGAGGACAUCUUUAUCCUCCAUGAUGGGAAGGACAAGAAGAACCCUCUGAUCUACGGACUCUUUACCACAUCCAGGUGAUUCAGCCUCCGGCACAAAGUUCACCACAACCCCGCUGCCAUUGGAACUUCAUUCAUUAUUUUAUUGUUUCCCAUGGCUGAUGUUAUAAUGGCUUAUGUAGCUGUUAUAAACCCUUUAUGAAUGCAUACAUAAGGGAUGCGCGGGCUACAGUAAUGUGUCAUCAGAUAUAUAUGAUAGGCUGUGUAUCCCACUGAGGGAUACAAUGAUAUAAAGCAGUUAUGAGACAGUGAUCAUUUUAACUCAAAUCAAAACAUGGCUAUUGUCUUGGGCUGCAUAUUUCUGUUGCACAUGUUUUGUGUUGUACAGUGUUUUAUUCUGACAGUAGUUUGUAUUCAGUCUGGUUUGGCUGCCUGGCGGGAGACAAGUGGCUAGAGUAAUACAUGCAGUGGGUUAAGAGAGAGGGAGAGCGUGUGUAUAUUUGCGUGUGUACUCCGUGUGUGUGUACUCCCCGUAUUAGGCAAUGGUGGAGAGAUGGGAGAGGCUAGGUUGAGUUAUUUUUCAUAGGAUCAUACUUUCCAAACACAGUGACACCAAGCCUUAGCAGCAGAAAUGUAUGGUAAUUCAGUAGUUCAAACCAGUUCAUAAGAAAGCCUUUCUCUAUAUGACUCUAUGGUCUAUACUUUGAUCCUUAAUAUGUUUCACAUUAGAAGGGUCAAAGUCAUUGUGUCUUUCUGUAUUGUUUGUGUGUGUGUGUGUGUGUGUGUGUGUGUGUGUGUGUGUGUGUGUGUGUGUGUGUGUGUGUGUGUGUGUGAGAGAGAGCGAUAAAGACAAAAAGAGAGACAAAGAGAGAGAGAAAGUGCAUUGUCUGCAAUGACACAUUCUCUCUGAGUUCUGUGAAUAGUGCAGAGGUUCAGAGAGGUUCUGGGAAUAGACCAGUAAACUGGGCUCUGGGAGCGUGUGGGCUGAGGGCCAGGGGCCAAGGAGGUGGGGAGGGCUCUGAGGUUGACCCUAUCCGGGGUGGGGUUUCACUUGUAAAAUAUACAUUUAGAAAUCUAUAAUCAUGGAAACGGUGACAUACAGUACUAUAGUUCACUGCCAAUGCCAGUAUGAUUGAUGGUGGUAAUGGAGCAGCCCUAUGUUGACGACAGGCAUUGGCUUCAGUGAAUACUGAUCUGAUCUGGAAUCAGGGUUGAGACACGGAAACUUUGACACACACCCCAUCAGUAUGUGACAGAUGAUAACAGACACACAACUGACAGGCUGUGUGAGUUUCAUUGUGUUUGACAGUUGAUUGACAGAUAAUAAUGACUGACACACCAUCUCUCUUCCCCAGUGACGUUCUGAACGGUUCGGCGGUGUGUGUGUACCGCAUGCAGGAUGUGGUAAGGGCCUUCAAGGGAAACUUCUACCACAAGGAGGGACCACAGUACAAGUGGGCCGAGUUCACAGGAAAGGUCCCCUACCCAAGACCUGGCACAGUAAGUUCUCUCCUAAUGAGCUGUCAUUCCCUGUCCAUCAUUACUCACCAUUUUCUGAUUCGUCAUGUUAUACUGAAUGUAGCUGAAGACGAGGCUCUCUACCAGUCAAAGUUGAGGAAUUCAAGCACUAUCUUUGACCCAACUCUAGCUCAACAACAACUCUAAUCCAAACGCCCAACUUUUUUCUUCUCAACCUUAACUUGAUCCCAACAUUAACCAUGUCAUGCCCAACUCUUUCCAUGUCAUUGAAUGCUUGAUGCCAAUGCAGCUCUGUCUAUCUCUCUCUCUCUCCCUUCAGUGUCCCAGCAGUACAUACGGUAGCUACAGCUCCACCUGGGAGUACCCUGAUGACGUCAUCUUCUUCAGCCGUACCCACCCUCUGCUGCAGGAGGCAGUGCUGCCGCUGGGAGGGCGCCCUCUGUUGGUCAGGGUGGGAGUGCACUACAAAUUCAGCCGACUGCUCGUGGACCGAGUAGAGGCAGUGGAUGGACAGUAUGACGUCCUCUUCAUCGGCACAGGUGUGGGGAUAGGUUUUGUGUGUGUGUGUGUAUGUGUACAGUGAGGGAAAAAAGUAUUUGAUCCCCUGCUGAUUUUGUACGUUUGCCCACUGACAAAUAAAUGAUCAGUCUAUAAUUUUAAUGGUAGGUUUAUUUGAACAGUGAGAGACAGAAUAACAACAACAAAAAUCCAGAAAAACGCAUGUCAAAAAUGUUAUAAAUUGAUUUGCAUUUUAAUGAAGGAAAUAAGUAUUUGACCCCUCUGCAAAACAUGACUUAGUACUUGGUGGCAAAACCCUUGUUGGCAAUCACAGAGGUCAGACUUUUCUUGUAGUUGGCCACCAGGUUUGCACACAUCUCAGGAGGGAUUUUGUCCUACUCCUCUUUGCAGAUCUUCUCCAAGUCAUUAAGGUUUCGAGGCUGACAUUUGGCAACUCAAACCUUCAGCUCCCUCCAUAGAUUUUCUAUGGGAUUAAGGUCUGGAGACUGGCUAGGCCACUCCAGGACCUUAAUGUGCUUCUUCUUGAGCUAGUCCUUUGUUGCCUUGGCCGUGUGUUUUGGGUCAUUGUCAUGCUGGAAUACCCAUCCACGACCCAUUUUCAAUGCCCUGGCUGAGGGAAGGAGGUUCUCACCCAAGAUUUGACGGUACAUGGCCCCGUCCAUCGUCCCUUUGAUGCGGUGAAGUUGUCCUGUCCCCUUAGCAGAAAAACACCCCCAAAGCAUAAUGUUUCCACCUCCAUGUUUGACGGUGGGGAUGGUGUUCUUGGGGUCAUAGGCAGCAUUCCUCCUCCUCCAAACACGGCGAGUUGAGUUGAUGCCAAAGAGCUCAGUUUUGGUCUCAUCUGACCACAACACUUUCACCCAGUUCUCCUCUGAAUCAUUCAGAUGUUCAUUGGCAAACUUCAGACGGGCAUGUAUAUGUGCUUUCUUGAGCAGGGGGACCUUGCGGGCGCUGCAGGAUUUCAGUCCUUCACUGCGUAGUGUGUUACCAAUUGUUUUCUUGGUGACUAUGGUCCCAGCUGCCUUGAGAUCAUUGACAAGAUCCUCCCGUGUAGUUCUGGGCUGAUUCCUCACCGUUCUCAUGAUCAUUGCAACUCCACGAGGUGAGAACUUGCAUGGAGCCCCAGGCCGAGGGAGAUUGACAGUCAUUUUGUGUUUCUUCCAUUUGCGAAUAAUCGCACCAACUGUUGUCACCUUCUCACCAAGCUGCUUGCCGAUGGUCUUGUAGCCCAUUCCAGCCUUGUGUAGGUCUACAAUCUUGUCCCUGACAUCCUUGGAGAGCUCUUUGGUCUUGGCCAUGGUGGAGAGUUUGGAAUCUGAUUGAUUGAUUGCUUCUGUGGAUUGGUGUCUUUUAUACAGGGAACAAACUGAGAUUAGGAGCACUCCCUUUAAGAGUGUGCUCCUAAUCUCAGCUCGUUACCUGUAUAAAAGACACCUGGGAGCCAGACAUAUUUCUGAUUGAGAGGGGGUCAAAUACUUAUUUCCCUCAUUAAAAUGCAAAUCAAUUUAUGAUGUUUUUGACAUGCGUUUUUCUGCAUUUUUUGGUUGUUAUUCUGUCUCUCACUGUUCAAAUAAACCUACCAUUAAAAUUAUAGACUGAUAAUUUCUUUGUCAGUGGGCAAACGUACAAAAUCAGCAGGGGAUCAAAUACUUUUUUCCCUCACUGUAUGUGUGCAUGCGCGUGCGUGAGUGUGUGUUUGAGUACAGUACAAGCAGGAGUGUCCUCUGUGUUGCAGACUCAGGCCAGGUGCUGAAGUCUAUCCCCCUCCCUAAAGAACACGGUGUCACCCAAGAGGUAACCCUGGAGCAGCUGCAGGUCUUCCAGGUAAAAUUUGUUGUAUCCUUACUUUGACAUAUCUGUAGUUUAUUCUGUCGUCUGGUUUACCAUAACACCUUUUCCCCUCUCCCCCCACAGCACAAGUCACCUGUGACUACCAUGACACUGUCCAAGAAAAAGGUAAGAAUGACACACAUAUACCCCCCCCCCCGCCCCCAAACACACACACAGCUCCCCAUCUUAUAUCUCCAAUGUGAGCUUCAUCACCAGUUGCUAUGGUAACCACCGAGUGAUGAGGACUCCCACUGGGCACAGACGUCAAUUCAACGUCUAUUCCAUGUUAGUUCAAUUUAAUUUCAUUGAAAUGACCUGGAAACAACUUUGAUUUAACCAGUGUGUGCCCAGUGGGCUGGCUAACAUUGAGAUGGUGAAACACACGUAAACAUGCUCUGAAGCAGUCAGUCUCAGUCUUGUGUGAAUGUGGAAAGUGUGAAUCACCAAAGGCAUGAUUUCCUGAAAUAACUGACGGUUGUGGCAUCUGCUCUCUCAGCCAUGUUAUAAUGAUAUGUCUUUCUUCUCUGUUUUCUUUUUCUGUAUGUGUGUCUGUGUGUCUGUGUGUGUGUGUGUGUGUGUAUGUGUGUGUGUGUGUGUGUGUGUGUGUGUGUGUGUGUGUGUGUGUGUGUGUGUGUGUGUGUGUGUGACUACAGCAGUGGCUGUUUGUGGGUUCUGCGGAGGGUGUGGCCCAGUUGGCUCUGUUCCAGUGUGAGCUGUACGGCCAGGCCUGCACUGAAUGCUGCCUGGCUAGAGAUCCCUACUGCACCUGGGACGGACACGCCUGCAGCCCCUUCAUGCCCAUCGCACGCAGGUGGGCCCGCUCAGCUCACACUCAAUCCAGACUUAUAAUCCAACACUUACACUGUGUAUCUAGCUAGCACUUCACACAGUUACAGUAUAGAACUAUAGUAGAAACUAAACAUGAAUAAACAUGGUGUUUAAAUAUAGAUGAAAUUAAAGUUCUACCUUUAAGUCUAUGACAUGCCAGCUCACGCUCAUUUACCCAGUACCCACUCAUCCAAUACAUGUGCAUGUAGCUAUAGGCCUGCCCUACUUAUAAAUACUCACAUUUAGUGCAUACUCUUAUCUAACAUUAUGUAUUUUUUGGUUUCCUCUCUCUGAAGGAGGAACGCUCGUCAGGUUGGUGAUGAGGAGGACCCUCUGACUCAGUGUGUCAGACAGGGAGGUGAGCAGGAACUGUCAGGAGCCACACCCCCACAGACAUACACUAGCUUGGGUUUCUAUGUAGAGCAGACCUUGUGACAUUUUUCUCUGUCUCUGUUCAGCUGGUCUGCAAGUGAAAUCAGAGCAGAGGAUGAUGAUGGUUGCCGAGGGUAACAGCACCUAUCUGGAGUGCAUGCCCAAAUCCAGACAUGCAGCCGUCACCUGGUACAAACAGGCAGGAGAGAACAGCCCUGAGCUACAUCAGGUACAUACUGUAUGAAAAGAUAUGCACUCACUAACUGUAAGUCACUCUGGAUAAGAGUGUCUGCUAAAUGACUAAAAUGUAAAUGUAAAAUGUACUGACACACAGGCAGUUACACGCGCGCACACACACAUGCACGCGCACACACACACAUACACACACACACAUAUACACAUACACACAUACACAUGAACAUACACACCACACACACACACACACACACACACACACACACACACACACGAACACACACACACACACACACACACACUGGCCUACACAUUCACAAUCCUCUCUCUGUUGCAGUUGCAGUCAGGAGAGCAGCUUGUGGUGAUAGAGAGAGGUGUUCUGAUCCGUCGGGCCGAGAUGGGUCACUCUGGCGUGUACCACUGUCAACUGGAGGAGCAUGGCUUCCGCUGGACCACCGUCACCAUCCGUCUGAGUGUGUGGAGCCCCUCCCGUGCCCUCUCCUGGUCCCCUAGCAACACCAACCCCAGUCCAGAUGCCUCCCAGCCCUGGUACCAGGACGUCAUGGCCCUCAUCCACCCCAGCAGCCUGGAGAAGCACUGUCAGAGGCUGGGCUUCCGACAACGCCGCAACCGCAACCGCGACCAGGAUAAGACCAAGGACAGCGACCACAAGACAGGGGAUGGCCCCAGGGGCGAGAGGCACAAACAUGGAGGCCGAGGAGGAGAUGGAGGAGGAGGCAGGAGGAAGAGCAGAAGCAAACCCCAGCAGAGGUCUCCACGAAGUGCUUAGAUGCUCUACUGCCUACGACAUGCUUUCUCCUGACUUACACACUCAAACACUGUCUC